This is a messenger RNA of Euleptes europaea (tarantolino), 5000 nucleotides long. It is a transcript of the gene NCOA2, whose product is annotated as nuclear receptor coactivator 2. Gene Ontology annotation, cellular component: nucleus. Lineage: Eukaryota; Metazoa; Chordata; Lepidosauria; Squamata; Sphaerodactylidae. The transcript has 23 exons. Gene Ontology annotation, biological process: positive regulation of transcription by RNA polymerase II; cellular response to hormone stimulus. Bases 139 to 4533 code for a protein of 1464 amino acids. Gene Ontology annotation, molecular function: nuclear receptor binding; protein dimerization activity. The record is from RefSeq and is a predicted model, not a curated record.
CAGCCUGGGCGGCAGGAGCCGGAGACGCGACUGACCUCGCUGGCUUGAGAUGCAUUUGAAUAGUGAAGCUUUCAGACACAUAACCUGUAGUACUGAUUUGACUGCCUCACUGAAUCUUGUUGCUGAUAUGUGUUUAAGAUGAGUGGCAUUGGCGAAAACUCCUCUGACCCAGCCAGGGCAGAGUCAAGAAAACGCAAGGAAUGUCCUGAUCAACUUGGACCCAGUCCUAAAAGAAGCACUGAAAAACGUAAUCGUGAACAAGAGAAUAAAUACAUAGAAGAGCUUGCAGAGCUGAUUUUUGCUAAUUUUAAUGAUAUUGACAACUUUAACUUCAAACCCGACAAAUGUGCAAUUUUGAAAGAAACUGUGAAGCAGAUUCGUCAAAUAAAAGAACAAGAAAAGGCAGCAGCAGCCAAUGAAGAUGAAGUGCAGAAAGCUGAUGUGUCAUCUACAGGUCAGAGUGUCAUUGACAAGGAUGCCCUUGGACCAAUGAUGCUGGAGGCCCUCGAUGGUUUCUUUUUCGUAGUGAACUUGGAAGGUAAUGUGGUGUUCGUGUCGGAGAAUGUGACACAGUUCUUACGAUACAACCAAGAAGAACUGAUGAACACAAGUGUGUAUAGUAUCCUACACGUAGGGGACCAUAAUGAGUUUGUCAGAAACCUGCUGCCAAAAUCUUUAGUGAAUGGGGGACCGUGGUCUGGUGAGGCUCCUAGGCGCAACAGCCAUACCUUUAAUUGUCGGAUGCUGGUAAAACCGUUAACUGAUUCUGAAGAAGAAGGCCAUGAUAACCAGGAAGCACAUCAGAAAUAUGAAACUAUGCAGUGCUUUGCUGUUUCUCAACCAAAGUCCAUCAAGGAAGAUGGUGAAGAUUUGCAGUCUUGCUUGAUAUGCGUGGCAAGAAGAGUUCCGUUGAAAGAAAGGCCACUUCUACCCUCAUCAGAGACAUUUAGUACUCGCCAAGAUUUGCAAGGCAAGAUAACUUCACUAGACACUAGUACCAUGCGAGCAGCUAUGAAGCCUGGCUGGGAAGAUGUGGUGAGAAGGUGCAUACAGAGAUUUUAUGCACAGCAUGAAGGAGAGAUGUCUUUUGCCAAAAGGCAUCAUCAGGAGGUGCUGAGGCAGGGGCUAGCAUUCAGUCCUGUCUAUCGAUUUUCCUUGUCUGAUGGCAAUAUAGUUUCUGCCCAAACGAAGAGCAAGCUCAUCCGUUCUCAGACUACUAGCGAACCUCAGCUUGUCAUAUCCUUGCAUAUGCUUCACAGGGAACAGAAUGUCUGUGGAAUGAACCAAGAUUUAACUGGACAAGCAAUGGGAAAGCCAUUGAACCCAAUUAACUCCAGCAGCCCUGCCCAUCAGGCCAUGUGCGGUGGGAAUCCAGGUCAGGAUAUGACCAUCAGUAGCAAUAUGAAUUUUGCCAUAAAUGGCCCAAAGGAACAAAUGGGCAUGCCAGCUGGCAGGUUUGGCGGUUCAGGCGGGAUGAACCAUGUGUCAAGUAUACAAGCAUCCACUCCUCAGGGUAGUAACUAUGCACUAAAAAUGAAUAGUCCCUCUCAAAGCAGCCCUGGCAUGACACCAGGUCAGCCAAAUUCUAUGCUUUCCCCAAGGCAUCGUAUGAGUCCUGGAGUGGCAGGAAGUCCUCGGAUCGCACCCAGUCAGUUUUCCCCUGCAGGAAGCUUGCAUUCACCUGUUGGAGUUUGCAGCAGCACAGGAAAUAGCCAUAGUUAUACCAACAGUUCCCUCAAUGCACUUCAGGCUCUCAGCGAGGGGCAUGGAGUCUCUCUAGGGUCAUCAUUGGCUUCGCCUGACCUAAAAAUGGGUAAUUUACAAAAUUCCCCUGUAAGUAUGAAUCCUCCCCAGCUAAGCAAAAUGGGAAGCAUCGACUCUAAGGAUGGCUUUGGACUUCAUGGGGAGCAAUCGGAAGGUACAACUGGACAAGCAGAGAAUGUCUCUCAUUCGGGAGAGCAGAAAGAAAGUAACGAUAACAUGCCCCAGGGUGUCAGUGGUGACAGGUCUGAUGGACAAAACAGACUACAUGAUGGCAAAAGCCAGACAAAGCUCUUACAGCUGCUGACCACCAAAUCUGAUCAGAUGGAGCCUUCACCUUUGUCUAAUACUAUGGGAGAUUCUAACAAGGACUCCGUGGGUUUAUCUGGUUCUGGUUCAGCACAUGGAACUUCGCUCAAGGAGAAGCAUAAAAUUUUGCACAGACUCUUGCAGGACAGUAGUUCUCCUGUAGACUUGGCCAAGCUCACAGCAGAGGCCACAGGCAAAGAAUUGAGCCAGGAGACCAGUAGCACAGCUCCUGGUUCAGAGGUGACUGUUAAACAGGAACCAGUGAGUCCCAAGAAGAAAGAAAAUGCACUACUUCGCUACUUGCUAGAUAAAGAUGAUACUAAAGAUAUUGGUUUACCAGACAUCACCCCGAAACUGGAACGGUUGGACAGUAAGACAGACCCUUCCAGUAGCACAAAGCCAGUAGCUAUGAAGCCAGACAAAGAAGAGAUGCGCUUUGAGCCUAACGAACAGCCUGGCAGCGAGCUAGAUAAUUUGGAAGAAAUUCUGGAUGAUCUGCAAAAUAGCCAGUUGUCGCAGCUUUUCCCAGACACCCGACCAGGUGCUUCAGCAGGAUCGGUUGACAAACAAGCCAUCAUCAAUGACCUCAUGCAGAUCACAGGUGAAAACAGCCCUGGUACUCCUGUUGGAGCUCAAAAACCAUCAAUGAGGAUCUCGCAGAGCACUUUUACUAACUCACGAUCAGCACAGUUGGGAAGGAUGUUACCAAACCAGAAUUUGCCACUUGAUAUCACCUUGCAAAGCUCACCAGGUGCUGGAUCUUUCCCACCCAUAAGAAACAACAGUCCAUAUUCAGUGAUACCUCAGCCCGGAAUGAUGGGAAAUCAAGGAAUGAUGGGAAACCAAGGAAAUCUAGGGAACAGUAGCCCAGGGAUGAUGAGCAGUAAUACCCCUCGGCCCGCUUUGCCAUCAGGCGACUGGGGAACCCAAGGUGCUGCUGUGAGGGUAACUUGUGCUACCACAACAAGUGCCAUGAAUAGGCCAAUCCAAGGAGGCAUGAUACGCAACCCGUCCAGCCUUCCUGUGAGACCCAGUAGUCUCUCUGGCCCAAGGCAGAUGCUUCAGUCUCAAGUCAUGAAUAUUGGAGCUUCUGAACUUGAAAUGAAUAUGGGAGGUCCUCAGUAUAGCCAGCAGCAGGCUCCUCCAAACCAGACUGCUCCAUGGCCAGAGAGCAUCUUGCCCAUAGAUCAGACAUCUUUUGGCAAUCAGAACCGGCAACCGUUUGGAAGCUCUCCCGAUGAAUUGCUGUGUCAGCAUCCUGCAUCAGAGUCUCCAAGUGAUGAGGGAGCUCUUCUGGAUCAGCUUUAUAUGGCACUAAGAAAUUUUGAUGGUCUAGAAGAAAUUGACAGAGCUCUAGGGAUACCAGAACUAGUCAGCCAGGUAUUGAGCCAAGCUGUAGAUCCAGAGCCAUUCUCAAGCCAGGAAUCAAACAUCAUCCUAGAACAAAAGGCACCUGUCUUCACCCAGCAGUAUGCCUCUCAGGCUCAAAUGGCCCAGGGCAACUACACACCAAUGCAGGACCCAAAUUUCCACCCAUUGGCCCAGCGACCAGGUUAUUCCGCACUACGUAUGCAACCUAGGCCAGGUCUGAGGCCUGCUGGCAUAGUACAGAACCCACCAAAUCAGCUGAGGCUACAACUGCAGCAUAGACUUCAAGCACAGCAGAAUCGUCAGCCACUGAUAAAUCAGAUCAGCAGUGUUCCCAAUAUGAACAUGCCUCUGAGACCUGGAGUGCCAACACAGGUGAGGGAACAGGGACCGAUCAAUGCACAGAUGCUGGCCCAGAGGCAGAGGGAGAUAUUGAGCCAGCAUCUGAGGCACAGGCAGAUGCAGCAGCAAGUACAGCAGCGGACCCUGAUGAUGCGAGGACAAAGCAUGAACAUGACACCAAGCAUGGUGGCCUCUGGUGGCAUCCCCGCAACAAUGAGCAACCCACGGAUUCCCCAGGCAAACCCCCAGCAGUUUCCUUUCCCUCCAAACUAUGGAUUAAAUCAGCAGCCUGAUCCUGGCUUCACCGGAGCCACCACUCCCCAGAGUCCUCUGAUGUCCCCAAGAAUGGCCCAUACCCAGAGUCCCAUGAUGCAGCAGUCUCAGGCCAAUCCUGCCUACCAAUCCUCUACUGAGAUGAAUGGAUGGGCACAAGGAAAUAUGAGUGGAAACAGCAUGUUUUCACAACAAUCUCCACCACACUUUGGGCAGCAAGCAAACACCAGCAUGUACAAUAACAACAUGAACAUCAAUGUAUCCAUGGUGACCAACACAAGUGGUAUGAACAACAUGAACCAGAUGACAGGGCAGAUCAGCAUGACCUCAGCAACCUCUGUGCCUACAUCAGGGUUGUCCUCCAUGGGUCCUGAGCAGGUUAAUGAUCCUGCUAUGAGAGGAGGCAAUCUUUUUCCAAACCAGCUACCUGGAAUGGAUAUGAUAAAGCAGGAGGGAGAUGCAUCACGGAAAUAUUGCUGACCCUGAAGAUUACUGAUUUCUUCAACUGACUGGGCUCCCGAGCCCAAACUACUUAGUAGUUUGAAGAGCUGCAUAUUUUGGUUUUGCCCCCCAACUGUUCUGCCAGCCAGUUCUGCUGGAGAAAGCAUAGCGCUGCGAACAGAACACCCACUCCCAGUGGAGACGAAGCAGUUGUUGGUGGAAGAGCAGCCUCCUCUUUGACAGUCUGAAGCUAGCGUACAGACAGUUGCUCAGUCUGUUCACUGCAUUCACCUUAGUGCAACUUAGAUCUCUCCUGCAAAGUAAAUGUUGAUAGCCAGUUUUCAUAAACCAUGUCAGAUUGAAUGUAUUUAAAUGUAUGUAUUUAAAGAAAAACAACCAUGCUCUCAUUUCUGUUCUUUUUUGGUUUUAGAUCCCUUGUUAUCUUUCUUUGUUUUCCUUAGCUACUCAGUCUGGUGCAAAAGAUUCAAUUCCAUCUGGAAAUUGUU